Molecule: messenger RNA, 952 nt
Organism: Coffea eugenioides
Lineage: Eukaryota; Viridiplantae; Streptophyta; Magnoliopsida; Gentianales; Rubiaceae
Exons: 1
Coding region: 224-676 (150 amino acids)
Source: RefSeq, a predicted model, not a curated record
UCUACUACUACUAUUAUCCACCACCAUCCUUCACCAUCUAUAGACUAUAGGCAACCAGCCCCAGUACUUUCUUGUUCUCUCUGUCCAUUUUUUUCCUGUAAAAGCAGGCAGGAUCCUUUGCUGCCUGCUUUUACUAGUAGGAUUUGUCAAAGGGUCCAUAGUCAAAACUCAAAAAACUGAUCAUACUUUUCUCCUUCAUCCAUCCAUCCAUCCAUCCAUCCCCAUGGCAGACUAUAAUUAUAACAGAUCAAAAUCCUACUCUUAUUCGAGCCAUCACAGGAAUAAUAAUAUGCAGAUGGACAACUACUACAACUAUGGAUCAUCAUAUGAUGGACCAAGGUCCAUUUCUGCGUAUCCUAAUAAUAAUCCUCCUCAUGACUUCAGGUCUUACAGCGUUUCAUAUUCUUCUUCCUAUGAUGCACCGCCGCCUCCUCUGCCGCUGCCGCCUCCUCCUCCUGGACCGGCCCAGCUGAAGGACUGGAAGCUCAAGAAAGGCAAGAGCAUGGGUGGGUCAGCUUCAAAAUCUUGGAGCUUUAAUGAUCCAGAGUUCCAGAGGAAGAAAAGGGUUGCUAGCUAUAAAGUCUACUCUGUCGAAGGCAAAGUCAAAGGGUCUUUUAGGAGGAGCUUUAGGUGGCUUAAAGACAAGUAUACACAAGUUGUUUAUGGUUGGUGGUGAUUUAUACUUAUUUUGCUUGUUUUUCUGCUCUUCUCAAUCAAAAGAAACUACUCCUAUGUGAUUUGAAACGCAAGAGCUUGUGUUUUUUUUUUUCUAUUUCCCCUCUGUGAUCAAACAUAAAAUUUCACAAAAUUGGACUUAAUUUUCUUGAUGUCUAUUUAUUUCCUGCUGUAAAUUUGGUUCUGCAACAACUUUUUUUUUUCUUCUUUCUUCUGGGCUCUGUUAUUAUUAAAUGCCUCCCUUUCUGGAGUAAUCUAGCAGUACUACUUUACUUGA